Macrosteles quadrilineatus (aster leafhopper) is the source of this 2166-nucleotide messenger RNA. RefSeq names its product DNA-directed RNA polymerase II subunit RPB1-like. Bases 1 to 2166 code for a protein of 721 amino acids. The transcript is spliced from 4 exons. The record is from RefSeq and is a predicted model, not a curated record. Lineage: Eukaryota; Metazoa; Arthropoda; Insecta; Hemiptera; Cicadellidae.
AUGUUGCACAUCAAAUCUAAAACUUGUGAUUCUCCGCCCUCUCUGAUUGCCUGUGGAGACAAGCCUCAACCGCCAGCAGCUCAAAACUUAUCACCUGCAGUUGCUCAACCUCACAACAAGUCAACACACUCUGGUACUCCUUCAACAUCUACCUUAGAUGGAAACAACAAGAGAGUUGAGAUAAAUAACAGCGAGACAGCUCCAACAUGUGCUAUUCAAGGAACACCCCAAUCUACACCAGCCCUUCAUCCCAUCUUGGCUCCUGGAGAGCUACAGUAUAAUGAAGCAGUUAAGGAGGGCUUAUGUGUUAGUUUUAGAAUGCUGGAUGAAAAUCAACAUGGCUUCCGAAGGGAGAGAUCUGUUGUCAGUGCAGCUGUAUCUUUUGUUGAAACCGUGAUCAACUCAGUUGACCACGUGAUUCCUUCCUCCGCCAUUGUCAACAGCGAUGAUCCUGCAAGACAACGGAGAUCCAUCAAAACUAUCGGAACAAUUGCCCUGGCGUCUAAAAUCCCUCACCUUAAAAAAAUCCCCGCUCUUGCAAAAGCCCACAUAGCGAAACUCCCGGUGAUUGGUGGGUUUUUUGGGCUUAACGCUCUCCCUGAAGUACCCCAUAUUGGCACCUACCCUCUUUGGAAAGUACAUAGGUACCAUGGAAUCUCUCUGCAGCCUGUGCCUUAUCCUGGUGAAAGAAUACCAUCUACUCUUCCAACUGGUCCAUAUCAAUCAGGGGAAGCUCCUUCCAUUGUGAAUGUUCCGGACCCUAACUACAUUCCGAGAGAUGCUCCAUCUCCUCCAGCAAAUGAGUAUGGUGUUCCAGCCAGUGGACCAUACUCCAGGGAUCCCAGAGGGCCUGUGUACGUGGCAAACUCAGCGGCAUCUACUUCUGCCGGAUCCUCUUCUUAUGCUGGAUCUGCUUCUUUCACCGGAUCUUCUUCUUUUGCACCUUCUGCAGGCUCUUCUGCAUCAGCUGGAUCAUUUUCUUCAACUGGAUCUGCUUCCACUGGAACUUCGGAUGGAUCUUCCGCUGCUGCUGGUGCCUCAGCUGCUUCAUUUGCUUCCGCAUCUGCGAAUUCCGUUGCAGACAUCGAUUUAUCCACCCUGCAAACUCUGCUUCCACCCGACAUGUUUGCAAAAGUACAACAAUACGCGGCAACUCCCGGUGGUCUAGAGAAGGUCACUGCUCUUCUGGGAUUAGCCAACAAUGCAAGAAAACUGAAAUACAACGCAAGGCACUCCAUCCAAGGAAUGUUCCAGACCCUGUUUGGGGGUGCUGGUGGAUCAACUAAUGUAGCUUUGAACAGUGGAACUUGGACAAACGUUCCCGAUGUCUAUCCCACCCCUCAGGGAGUCUUCAACAACUUUAGAGCAGUAGGAACUGGAAUUUCUGGAAGUUUGUUGCCAAAUCUUCCAAAAUUACCACACCUUCCGAAGAUUCCUGGUGUUGGCCAUCUUCCACCGACUCCACAACUUCCCCACAUCAAUCUGCCAGAUAUCAGCUCCAACGGAUUAGGUGGAAGCUACGUCAGUAUUCAGAUUCCUCAAGCACCACGAGCCCCUCAUCCAGAGACACCUUACAAUGCACCUUCCCCAACAUACGGUCCACCAACACCAGUUUAUGGACCACCUGCACAUACAUAUGGACCUCCUGCUCCAGAAUACGGUCCGCCAGCUCCACAGUACAGUCCACCUGCUCCAGAAUAUGGACCUCCUGCUCCACAAUACAGUCCACCUGCUCCAGAAUAUGGGCCACCUGCUCCGCAAUACAGCCCACCUGCUCAGCAAUACAGCGUGCCUGAAAUCCCUUCCACGUCAUACGGAACUCCAGCAGGUCCAAUCUACCCUUACUCCCAAUCUUCUGCUAGUGCAUCUUCCUUCUUCAAAUCCCCACAAUCUACCUACGCUACCCCAGACGCUUCCUUUGCCGCUUCUGAGAAUGACGAACACUACGAGGGUCGUCACGGAGAGGCUGAACAGAAAGCGGAAGCUAACGAAGAGCAACCGGAAGUUCCUCUGAAGACUACGAAGCUGCAAAGGGUCCAGGACUCCAGGCCACUUCGCGGUGGAGCACUGAGGGCCUACUUGGACUCUCAGAGAGGAUUCAGGCCAUCCCAGAAGGAGCAGGAAGCACAAGCAGAUAAUGAAAUCGAUGAGAAUGGUGAGGAAUAG